CAACCGUUACAUUUGGAUCUCUUCUCUUUCUUUUUAAAUGGGUUUUCCAUAUCCAAAUUCUCAAUAAGUUUAUUGACUGCAUUGUUAUAUUAGUUAUUACAGGAAAAAGGAGAAAACAAGAAACCAUGUCUGCUUUGAGAGAAGGAAAAAAGAAAAGGCAGAUAGCUAUAGAGCCCACUCCCAUUUCUUCACAAGACAAGAAGGAACUUCCACAUCAAGAAGAAGAAGAAAAGGUCUUGAAAAAAGAAAUACAAGAUCUUAGACAAUGGACUGAGAUGAUAGAUGUUAUGAAUGACGAGCAAUUAAAAGAGUAUUUGAAAAACAGACCCGAUCAAUUCAAAACUGUAAAGAUAGAAAGGAGUAAGCCAAGACAAAGAGUUAGGAAGACCAAAUCUUCAACCUCAACUGGAAUAAUGGCUUCGGUAUGGAAAUUCCACAGGGAAGACGAUAACUGAGGAUUGUCACUUCACUUUCGAUGCUUGAAGAAGCCUGUACCUUGCCUAUUAAAAUCUAAACCAAGUGGUUUCAGGGGCUAAUUAAUAUUUACAUAUUUUCAAUUAUCUUUUACUAUAAUAAUUAAAUUAAAAGUUA
Ricinus communis (castor bean) is the source of this 591-nucleotide messenger RNA. RefSeq lists its product as uncharacterized. The record is from RefSeq and is a predicted model, not a curated record. Lineage: Eukaryota; Viridiplantae; Streptophyta; Magnoliopsida; Malpighiales; Euphorbiaceae. The transcript is spliced from 3 exons. Bases 126 to 455 code for a protein of 109 amino acids.